Podarcis lilfordi (Lilford's wall lizard) is the source of this 6091-nucleotide messenger RNA. Lineage: Eukaryota; Metazoa; Chordata; Lepidosauria; Squamata; Lacertidae. The record is from the annotation of a GenBank genome assembly.
AUGCCGGCGCCCCCGCCUUCCCCCUACGGGCCGCGCGCCCUGGGCGCCCUGCUGCUCUUCGGCACCGUCUCCGGCCUGAUGGCCGUCCUGGCGUCCACGCUCAUCUUCCAGAUCCAGGCGGGCAGCCGGGCCGGGGCGGAGGGCGCGGCGGGUCUCCCCGAGGGGGCGCGCCGGGUGCUGCUGCCGCUGUCGGCGGUGCUGGCCUCGCUCUGCCUGGUGCUGAGCCUCAGCUGCCUCCUGCUCAGCCUCCUGCACGGCUACUGCGGCGCCGAGCGGUGCGCGCCCACGGGGGGCGCUCUGGGGCCCGACAGGUGCGUACUCCCAGGCCAAGAGGUGCGGGGCUCUCCUGGGGCGCGCGGGGGGGGGACAUCGACCUGAAGUUUGCUUCUUUGGGCGGGAGGGGGCUCUUGAGCCAUCUCAAAGAAUAAUAAUAAUAAUAAUAUAUUUAUUAUUUAUACCCCGCGCAUCUGGCUGGGCUUCCCCAGCCACACUGGGCGGCUUCCAACAAAAUAUUAAAAUGCCGUAAUGCAUCAAACAUUAAAGGCUUCCCUAAACAGGGUUGCCUUCAGAUGUCUUCUAAAAGUCUGGUAGUUGUUGUUCUCUUUGACAUCUGAUGGGAGGGCGUUCCACAGGGCGGGCGCCACCACCGAGAAGGCCCUCUGCCUGGUUUCCUGUAACCUCACUUCUCGCAGUGAGGGAACCGCCAGAAGGCCCUUGGAGCUCGACCUCAGUAUCCAGGAUGGACGAUGGGGGUGGAGACGCUCCUUCAGGUAUACAGGACCGAGGCCAUUCAGGGCUUUAAAGGUCAGCACCAAAACUUUGAAUUGUGCUUGGAAAUGUACUGGGAGCCAAUGUAGGUCUUUCAGGAUCAGUGUUAUGUGGUCUCAGCGGCCGCUCCCAGUCACCAGUCUAGCUGCCACAUUCUGGAUUAAUUGCAGUUUCCGGGUCACCUUCCAAGGCAGCCCCAGGGAGAGUGCAUUGCAGUAGUUCAAGCGGGAGAUAACCAGAGCAUGCACCACUCUAGCAAGACAGUUCGCAGGCAGGUAGGGUCUCAUCCUGCGUACCAGGUGGAGCUGGGAGACAGCUGCCUUGGACACAGAUUUGACCUGCGCCUCCAUGGACAGCUGUGAGUCCAAAAUGACUCCCAGGCUGCGCACCUGCUACUUCAGGGGCACAGUUACCCCCCAAAGACCAGGGAGUCCCCCACACCAGCCCGCCUCCUGUCCCCCAAGAACAGUACUUCUGUCUUGUCAGGAUUCAACCUCAAUCUGUUGUUUUCCUAUCCUGAGCUGGUUUGGAAGAAAAGCGAGAUACAAUCAUAGAAUGGCAGAGUUGGAAGGGACCACGAGGGUCAUCUAGUCCAGCCCGCUGCAAGGCAGAACUCUUUGGCCCGCGUGGAGCUUGAACCCACAACCCUGAGAUUAAGGGGUCUCGGGCUCUACCAGUAUGUAUGAGAUAUAAAUGAAAUCCGUCCACCCAUCCAAGGAACUCGCCGUAAUUAACUAGCCAUGGGCUUCCGGGGUCUUGUAGCCCCCCGAGUUUAUUCCAGAAGAAAGGCCUUCUUCUGAACACACGACCCAGAGGCUGGGGUCUGGCUCACCUUCGUCAAAGGUGGCUGUUCAUGCCCCCACCUCUCCUUGCCCCUUGCAGCCCUCCUCCAAAUCAUUAACCAAAGGCAUGUCCAAAUUGUCUCCGAACACGAAAGAAACGACGGCAUCCGCCAUGCAUUACAUGCGUUAGCACGGCUCAGAAACGACACGCUGGGAUGUCAGGAGGUCAGGGUUAAAUUGCUGGAAGCAGAAGGUAGAGAGCAAGUUGGCUGAGCUGGUGCCACAACUGCAGGUGUUUAAGAUUCAAGCGGGCAUUGCCCUGGCACUUCCCUGAAGGUCAUCAUAAGGUCUAGAAACUUGGAUUUCUAAACACGCACACAUCCAGUCAUAAUGCCUAGACCCAGAAACAUAGAAUCAUAGAAUUGUAGAGUUGGAAGGGACCCUGAGGGCCAUCUAGUCCAACCCCUGCAAGGCAGGAAUAUUUUGCCCAAUGUGCGGCUCAAACCCAUGACCCAGAGAUUAAGAGUCUCAUGCCAGAUUAAUUGUUAUUUUUAAAUUUACAAAAUGUACGUACUGCUUGAUUGUAAGCUAACCUCUGGUUCACAGGGAUGUACAGCAAUUCGUUGAAAUUAACAGGUAUUUUUAUAUAUUCAAAGGAUAAAAAUCAAUAUAGAUUCAUAGCACUGUAGAGUUGGAACAGAUCUCGAGGGUUAUCUAGUCCAACCCCUGCAAUGCAGGGAUCUUUUUGCCCAACACGGGGCCCAAACUCACAGCCCUGGGAUUAAGAGUCUCAUGCACUACCGACUGAGCUGUCCUAGAAGCAUGAGACACAUCAGUGCAUGUCCAACAUCAUGAGAUCUAGAUACUUGGUUUUUUAAACACACAGACACCCACAGUCAUAGGGACUAGAAACUUUUCAUGCAUGUCAAGUGUCAUGAAGUCUAGAAACAUGUUUUAAACAUAUACACACACACACCUAAGUUCUACAAACUUCCAUAGACCUUCUAAGUGCCCCUACUUUCCAGGGACAGUCCAGGACUUACAGAAGCCAUUCCAGUUUCUGAUUUGAUCCUGGAAUUUCCCGCUUCACCUUAGGACAUUUCAUCGGAGAAAUGUUGGAGGGCUGGAGUUAUAUGACCCCCCUGCCCCGAGCCAAGGAGAUAAGUAACUAGACAACCUUUAGAAGACAUCUGAAGACAGUCCUGUAGAGGGAAGUUGUUUAAUGUUUAAUGUUUUAUUAUGUUUUUAUAUAUGUUGGAACCCACACAGAGUGGUGGCAGCAACCCAGUUAGAUGGGCAGGGUAUAAAUAAUAAGAUUAUUAUUAUUAUGCAAUAGGAUGCCCCUAUUUUCAUUGGUGAAAUAUUGGAGUGUAUGCUUUCAUGAAUGUGGUGUAGUGUCAUGAGGUCAGAAACAUGGGUUUUUAAACACACAUACACACAGGUCUAGAAACUUGCAUGCACAUCUUGUGUCACAACAAGGUCUAGAAACAAGGUUUAAACAUUCACAUCUCCAUAGUGAUAAAUACUUGAUUUAAAAGCCACACAUACCCCAGAUUCAAGCAGGCGUUGCCAUGUCUAUGAUCAAAAGAUCCAGAAACAUUUAUUUAUUUUUUUAAAGCAUUCGCUCACACAGCCAGAUUCAAGCAAGCAUUGCCCACACAUUUUCACGCACGCUGUAAGGUCCAGAAGUUGAACCAGAUUGAAGUGGGCAAUGUCGAGUACUGUCAAUAAGGCCUAAAAACUUAGGGAUUUUUUGCCUUUUUUCUUAAGAAGAGCCAUAGCUGGCGAACCAUCAUGUGGUCUAGAAACUUGGUUUUUUAAAAACAGCAACAACGCAUUUGCAGGAAGGACAGAUUUGACAGCCGCUGCUGCAAUUUCUGUACUUAAUCAGCCAUUGCAUGAUGCUGGCUUUUACGUUACUCUGCAGAGUGCUGGGGCCCCCCAUCCGCACCCAUCCAAAAAUUCCUGCCGUAUGAGAAACUCUGCUCAUUAUCCCUCCAGCUCACGUCCGCCAACUUUUCCCACAUUGCCGCUGUCAUUCUGAAUUACCACUUUGAGGUUUUCUUUUCUGAGAUUCCCCCCUCCCCUCCAUGCUUUCUCUCCCUGUUUCAUUUUCCUUUUUUUCUCUCAGAGUUUUGCAAACAAAGUCUGUCCAGGCCUGCAGCGAACCCCCCUCCUUUUUUUCGGAAAGUAGGGGACGGUCAAAACAAAGCUCUCUCUAUUCUUGGGGACAAUGGCAGGCGAGGAAGGAGCAGGCAGGGCGUCCAAUAUUUUCUCUCUGUUCCCAAGACACCGUCCCUUUGCAACAUUGCAUUUUUUAAAAACACCAUUCACGUGGGGGCAUCUGUCGUCCCCCCCAUCCUCAUCUCCACAGUUACUGAUUGAGGUGCAAAUAUUUGAUUUAUUCUUGGGGGACGCUGGGGGUUAACCUCAUACUCCUUCCAGAAAAGAAACACCCCAUGUCCUGAGGAAACACUUUUAGGACAAAUAUUUCUCGAAGCUUUAGCAUGAGCCGGAGGGGAGUAAGGGGUCUUACUCAAAGGAGAUGCGUUGAAAUCAAGGAGCCAACGUUCGCCAGGCCUCUUGAGUUUGGCAGGUCUGCUCAGUGGUCUAAGAAGAGCACUGCCGGGUCAGAGGGAGGGAGAAGGAACGAGAGGCUACAAAGGAUUUGGGAAGGGGCAACACACAGAGCACACCAUGCAUUAGAAUCAUAGGGAAGGGACUCCCAAGGGUUAUCUAGUCCAACCCACUGCAAUGCAGGAAUCCCAGCUAAAGAACCCACUGCUUAGCUCGGUGCAGUGUGUAAUCUCUUUGGGGCAGAGACCCCCACCCCCUACUUCGCUGAUGUAACUCCCUAAAGCUCGAGGUGAUAUCACGGAGGCGUUGCAUAUAAAUACAUGAAAAUGAAUUAACCACAGGUUUCUGUUCCUUCCUCCUGCCGCAGGGGCGACUGGUUCCUCGUGCACAGCCGGAAGGUGCGUCACGUGGCUGUGGGCCUGUUUUGCUGCGGGGUCUCAGCCUACCUGGCAGGUGAGUUUGGCUCCUCCCCCUGCCCACUCCUUAGACUAGCUCUUGCCCGCCCUCUGCUGGUGAGACCAGUGCAAAAGUGCAUUCAAAGAAUUCAGGAACCCUAGAAUUGGAAGGGACCCCGAGAGUCAUCUAGUCCCACCCCCUGCAGUGCAGUAAUAAUAAUAAUAAUAAUAAUAGUAAUAAUAAUUGAUUAUUUGUACCCCGCCCAUCUGGCUGGGUCUCCCCAGCCACUCUGGGCGGCUUCCAACAAAGAUUAAAAAUACAUUAAAAUGUCACACCUGGACAGUGCUGCCUUCUGAUGUCUUCUAAAAGUCAGUUGGUUGUUUAUUUCCUCGGGCGUUCCACAGGGCGGGCUGUACAAUUUACUGUACAGACUUCUUUUUUAUCACUGAUGUAUACAGUGGUACCUAGGGUUACAUACGCUUCAGGUUACAGACUCCGUUAACCCAGAAAUAGUACCUCGGGUUAAGAACUUUGUUUCAGGAUGAGAACAGAAAUCAUGCUCUGGCGGUGCGGCGGCAGUCAAAUGUUGUUAAAGCAAACCAUGGUUUACUGUGCAAGCAUUAUCUUUUUUAUAUAUAUAAAAAAAUCACUGCUGCAGAUUUGUUGAAAUGGGUUGCCAUAUUUUGAAGAGCAAAAAGAGGACACAUUUGUCGACUUUAACUUUGGAUCGCUAUGACAGCUCUCAUUUUACAUACCCAUGAAAAAGAGGUUGUGCCUAGGAAAAAGAGGAUAUAUAGCAACCCUAGUUGAACAAACCGCAGUGGCCUCCUGUGCUGUCCAAACACAAGUCAAACCUGGUUAAAGCAAACCGUGGUUUACUGUGUAGGCAUUCUCUUUUUUACCUGUAUGAAAAACCACUGCUGUGGAUUAAAUUGCAUCCUCUCCCCUUCGAUUCCAGCUCUCUCCAUGUACAUGCUGGUGCAGUUUGAGACUGAAACCGGGAUCACCAGCGCCUGCGUCCUUUCAUCGGGCAUCUUGGUCCUCUUCAUCACUGUGACGCACGCCCUGAUCCGCGCUGCCAAAGCCACGGGGCUCAGCCAGGGCGAGCUCUCACACACCCUCUACGAGAACGACUCGGCCCGUAGCGGGGAGCUGCCCGCUGCCCCCCUCAACAACACCAAGGGCAUGCCUGCUCCCCGGCCACGCCCAGAGAUCCACCGGGAGUUUUCCUACCCGCCGUUCCUUGAACAGAAGUCCCACCUCACCACACCGGCCAGCAGCAACGUCACCUCGUCAGGGAGCGCAGAGCUAACCCUGGAAAAGGAUUGCUACAGCGCUCCUCGGAUGCACCGGACCCUCUCGGUGGAGUCCGGCCUCCUGCAAACCCACGGGAAGCCAUGGAACGGCGUCACACAGGAAAUGAGGAAUGUGCUCUCACGUAAAACGGCGGGCACGGGGAAAGAUUCAACCUUGGUGUAGAAAACGUAGGUAACCCGUCUCUGCAGAGGUGUAUGGGGAGCCAGCUGGUUCUCUGGAGGCCUCUCAGCUAUUAAAGACGUUUACUCUUC